Molecule: messenger RNA, 1392 nt
Organism: Lycium barbarum (goji berry)
Lineage: Eukaryota; Viridiplantae; Streptophyta; Magnoliopsida; Solanales; Solanaceae
Product: UBP1-associated proteins 1C
Exons: 6
Coding region: 147-1091 (314 amino acids)
Biological process (GO): rRNA processing; negative regulation of transcription by RNA polymerase II
Cellular component (GO): nucleolus
Molecular function (GO): zinc ion binding; DNA binding
Source: RefSeq, a predicted model, not a curated record
CGCUGUGCUCACUUGGAUUUUAACAGAGUAAAGUAACGCCAUAAUCAGCCUUUUGCUCAAAAUCCGUAAACCCUACUCCUUAAAAGCCAUUCUUUUCUUCUUGACUUGCUAAAUUCAUUAAGCUCUUGUGCAUAAUUCCUGAAAGAAUGGUUUGGUUUCAGUGUGAAGACUGUGGAGACAAUCUCAAGAAACCCAAAUUGGCUAACCACUUCCGAAUGUGUUCUGCUUACAAGCUGUCUUGCAUUGAUUGUGGGGAGAUAUUUGGUCGUCAAACAGUGGAAACUCAUACUCAAUGCAUCUCUGAAGCGGAGAAAUAUGGUCCAAAGGGCCAAGGAAAAGCUUCAAAUGGAACUCCUGCCAAGCUCAGCGGUGAUUCAAAGCAGAAGCCUGAUGUAGACAUCAAUGUUGGAUUGUCAGACCGUCCACCUUGGUUCUGUAGUUUGUGUAAUACCAGUGCAACUAGUAAGCAGACUCUACUAAGCCAUGCUGAAGGUAAGAAGCACAGAGGAAAGGCACGAGCUUUCCACGCUGCUAAGCAGCAGCCUAAGCAGAAUGAAACAGCUGGCCUUGGUGUGGACGUCUCAAGUGAUAAAAAUCAAAAGAAUGAGAUUCCUGAGAACAAAGCAUGUGAGGAAUCAAAGGAGCAAAACUCAAAAGAACCAGAAAAUGAUAAUUCUCAUUCAAAGAAGAAAAGAAAAGACAGGGAAUCUGAAAAUGGUGGCGCCAAACUAUCUGCUGAAUUAGAUAACGGUGAAGUAAUCCAGGUUGAAAAAGAACAGGAAACAAAACACAAAAAGAAAGCCAAAACUGAAACAGUGAAACACGAUAAAGCUGUCUUGGAUGGGUCUAACGGAAAUGACAGCAAGAAGAAGAUAAAGUGGAAGAAAGUGAUCACAUCAGCUUUGAAAUCUAAUUCUGAUGGAGCUCUGAAGUUGAAGAAACUUAAAAAGAUUGUUCUGAAGUCUGUGAAUGAGUCUGGCAUGGUAGAAGAUGAAAGCCAAGUCAGCAACACAAUCGAGCAUAAGAUAACUUCAAGUUCUAAAUUCGUUGUUGAUGGCAAAUAUGUGCGACUGGCAGCCAAAAGCUCCUGAGAAUUCUUUCAUUUCAGACGCUUUAUAAGUUUUAGAACCAAUAUUGGGGAAAAAGAAAACAAUGCAGAGCCAAAGCUAUAAAACAAGCUUCACCUAUGAUUCAUACGAUCAACUUCAUGACCUCAAUUUGAGGGGAGUGUAUUCCGAAGUUUUGCUUGUGCUAUUGAAAUUGUGGAGAUUAGAUAUGUUAUUUUUUUGUAAGAAAAUUGUUGAGUAUUGUUAUGUGAGAGGGACUUGUAUUUAUAGUUUGUUGGUUUAUCAUCAAAUUUGUGUGUUCGCCAAGAGCGUCAAGUUCUUAUCA